AUGAACCAUGCACUCACCUUCUUUUUUCAACUCUUUGAUGUCUUAUUGCUCCACUUGUUUUUACAAGAUGAUGAUACUUGAUAAAGAAGCCUGCGGCGGUGCUGCUGCUCUAAAUCUACCAAUAACAAGACCGAGAGCUUCCUCCUCCUCCUCCUCCUCCAUGCCUCAAAACAGGGUCUUAUUGUUUCUUCUACUUCUAGUUAUACAAUUACAAUUAUUCUGUCCUUGCUACGCUGCUGUGGCCUGCAACCAAAAUGAUCGUGACUCUCUCUUGUCUUUCUUUUCAAACAUAUCAUCAUCAUCAUCCUCGUUGAAUUGGUCUUCUUCUAUUGACUGCUGUCUAUGGGAUGGAGUUGAUUGUGAUGCUGAAGAUGGUCGUGUCACCCAUCUCCGUCUACCCUUUAGAGGCCUCACUGCCACUCUCUCCCCUUCUCUUGCAAACCUCACCCGCCUUUCUCACCUUGAUCUCUCACAUAAUCGCCUCUUUGGUCGAAUCCCCACCUCUUUCUUCUUCUCCCUCAAUCACCUCCUCGUUCUUGAUCUCAGUUUCAAUCUUCUUUCUGGUCAAUUACCAACCAACCACUUGGACAAUAAUAUCACUGCUAUUGACAUCCAAAAUUUGGAUUUGUCCAGCAAUUAUUUUGAGGGGUCAAUCCCAUCUAUUUCAUUCCUCCAGACAGCUUGGAGUCUCACCACUUUUAAUAUCAGCAACAAUAGUUUCACAGGCCCAAUCCCUUCUUAUUUAUGCUCUGAUUUUUCACGCUCCCUCAGACAGUUGGAUUUCUCUUACAAUGAUUUCAGUAAUCAAAUUCCCUCUGGACUAGGCCAGUGUUCCCAGUUGGAGAUCCUUCGAGCAGGUUUCAACAAUCUCUCAGGAGCAGUUCCUCGACACAUUUACAGUAUUGCCUCACUGCAACAACUUUCCUUAGCAAUCAAUCACCUUUCUGGACCCAUUCAUGAUUCCAUCGUCAAUCUCUCCAACCUCAGAGUCCUUGAGCUCUAUUCUAAUGAAUUCACUGGCUUGAUCCCCAAGGAUAUUGGUAAGCUCUCCAACUUGGAAAAACUUCUCCUUCACAUUAAUAACCUCACUGGUUCUCUGCCUCCAUCUCUCAUGAACUGCAUCAAACUCACAACAUUAAAUUUGCGGGUCAACAAUUUGGAAGGAAAUCUUUCUGCCUUUAAUUUCUCCUCACUCAUCUAUCUUAACACCCUUGACCUUGGUAAUAAUCAGUUUACAGGUAUCUUGCCACCAAGUCUUUAUUCAUGCAAGUCUCUGACUGCUGUUAGACUGGCAAGUAACCAGCUAGAGGGACAGAUUUUGCCUGAUAUACUUGCACUGCAAUCUCUUUCUUUCCUCUCUGUUUCUAACAACCGCUUAACCAAUAUAACUGGGGCAAUAAGGAAUCCAAUGGGCUGCAAGAAUCUCACUACUUUCAUCAUGUCAAAGAACUUCUUUAAUGAACCAAUACCGCAUGAUGAAAAUUUAGUGGCCUCUGAUGGAUUCCAAAAUCUUCAGGUUUUGGGACUGGGUGGUUGCCAAUUUACUGGUCAAGUGCCCAACUGGCUAGCUAAACUCAAGAAACUUGAGGUCUUGGACCUGUCUGUAAAUCGAAUUUCAGGUUCGAUUCCUGGUUGGUUGGGUAAUUUAACAAACCUUUUCUACAUAGAUUUCUCUCAGAACUUCCUGUCAGGAGAAUUCCCCAAGGAUCUUACAAGAUUGACUGCGCUAGCAUCUCAAGAGGCUAAUGAUAAAGUGGACCGAAGUUAUCUAGAGUUGCCUGUAUUUGUUAUGCCCAACAAUGCAACCAAUCAGCAGUACAAUCAGCUAUCAAACCUGCCACCAGCUAUAUACCUGAGAAACAACAGCCUCACUGGAAGUAUACCAGUUGAGAUCGGCCAAUUGAAAGUUCUUCAUGUAUUGGACCUUAGUCAAAACAAGCUCUCUGGCAACAUUCCCGAUGGACUAUCAAAUCUCACUAACUUGGAGAUAUUGGACCUUUCUGUAAACCGUCUAUCUGGAGAGAUCCCUACAUCACUGAGGAGUCUUCACUUCUUGUCUUCAUUCAAUGUGGCAGCAAAUAAUCUUCAAGGACCGAUUCCUUCUGGAGGUCAGUUUGAUACCUUCCUAUCCUCGAGCUUUGAUGGGAACCCAUCAUUGUGUGGUUCAAUUGUGCAACGCUCUUGCCCUAAUCCACCAGGUCCCACCCCUCCUACUGCAUCUCAUAAAAGCACAAACAUAAAACUUCUUGUUGGACUAGUCAUUGGUAUCUGCUUUGGCACUGGUUUAAUAAUUACUAUGUUAGCAUUGUUGAUACUCUCCAAGAGAAGGAUCAUUCCAAGAGGGGACCCUGACAAGGUUGAAUGGGAUGCUAUUUCUAGCAAUUCUAAUUUUGGGGUUUCUCCUGAGGUUGACAAGGAUACUAGCUUAGUCAUAUUGUUCCAAAACAAUACUAAUGAAGUCAAAGAUCUUACAAUAUCCGAACUCUUGAAAGCCACUGAUAAUUUCAGUCAAGCCAACAUCGUUGGCUGUGGGGGUUUUGGUUUGGUUUAUAAAGCAACACUGGCAAAUGGGACCAAGCUAGCUGUUAAGAAACUCUCUGGAGACUUGGGUCUGAUGGAAAGGGAAUUCAGAGCAGAGGUGGAGGCUCUGUCCACUGCACAACACAAGAACCUGGUUUCUCUGCAAGGCUAUUGUGUGCAUGAAGGUUAUCGGCUUCUAAUAUAUUCCUACAUGGAGAACGGAAGUUUGGAUUACUGGCUGCAUGAGAAACCUGAUGGUGCAUCUCAGUUAGACUGGCCAACUCGGCUGAAAAUUGCAAGGGGAACAAGUUGUGGGCUCGCUUACCUGCACCAGAUAUGUGAGCCACACAUAGUGCAUCGUGACAUCAAGUCUAGCAACAUCCUUCUUGAUGACAAGUUUGAAGCACACCUAGCAGAUUUUGGAUUGUCAAGAUUGAUUCUUCCUUAUCACACACAAGUUACAACUGAGCUUGUUGGUACCUUGGGCUACAUUCCUCCAGAAUAUGGGCAAGCAUGGGUAGCCACUUUGAGAGGAGACAUGUACAGUUUUGGUGUUGUCAUGCUUGAGCUGCUCACCGGGAAGAGGCCUGUGGAGGUAUUCAAGCCAAAGCUGUCGAGAGAAUUGGUUGGGUGGGUGCAGCAAAUGAGAAGCGAGGGCAAACAAGAUCAGGUCUUCGAUCCUAUCAUCAGAGGAAAGGGCUUUGAUGAAGAGAUGUUGCAGGUGCUAGACGUUGCCUGCAUGUGCGUAAGCCAAAACCCUUCCAAGAGACCAACGAUCAAGGAAGUUGUUGAGUGGCUAAAGAAUGUAGGAGUAACCCACAGAAAUGAAAACAAAGGCUGUUAGAUAAUGCCCCUCGGCACAGAUAUGUGAUAUACUCUUGCACAGGAUAUAUGGAUUUAUUAAAGCAAAUUUUCUCUUCAUUCCACCAAUGUAAAUGUAAUUAAUCAUAUAAUUUUGCUUUAGUGAUGUACAAAGGAAGAACUUGAGUUCAAGGAAGCUUUUGAGCUUUUCCUCCUAUCCCUAUAUUUUACAUGGACUUGGUGGUCAUACCAUUUAUGACUGAAUGGUUAAACACUUGUCAACUCGUUGUAUGUGAAAACUACAAUUUACCAUCUUUUCUAUCUAUGUCUACAACCAAGG
Molecule: messenger RNA, 3661 nt
Organism: Pistacia vera
Lineage: Eukaryota; Viridiplantae; Streptophyta; Magnoliopsida; Sapindales; Anacardiaceae
Product: tyrosine-sulfated glycopeptide receptor 1-like
Exons: 1
Coding region: 8-3364 (1118 amino acids)
Biological process (GO): protein phosphorylation
Molecular function (GO): protein kinase activity; ATP binding; protein binding
Source: RefSeq, a predicted model, not a curated record